AUGUCGUCGAUCAAUUCUUCCUCUUCUUUGAUGAGUGGAGCGUUAUCCAGUCGCCGCGAGAAUGCAGUGAAAGCUUCGACGACGAGAAUACGUUUUCGAGAAAACGGUCAACAGCAAAGAGGAGGAAAAGGAGGAAAAAGAGGCGGAGUAUACAUCGUCGCGAGGCAGAUAAAACCAAAAGGCAUGAGCCAAGAGAAAUGGGAGCAAAUGCAAAAACAGCAGGAUAAAAACUAUAAACUGUUCAGCAAACGAGCGAAGGAGAGGAUUGCCACGCAAGGGCCGAGAAUUAACGACACGAGAGGCACGGAAACGUAUUUGACGUACGAAUCGGUGGCGGAACCGUUGGAUUUGAAGGAACCGAAGUGGUCGAGGAUGAAGGAGUUACCGAUGCGGGAGUUUCAGAGGGCGAUUAACAGUUCGAAACCUGGAGGGAUGGUGAGGACGUUUGAGGUUUGGGAACCACCCAUGUGGGGAUAUCUGCCACCGCCACCGUUGAGGACGAUGCCGAGGAAACGAUGGUAUAAGGUGACGUUAGGGUACGAUUUGGUGGAUAGUUUAGACGCGACGAAAAUCGUCGCGACGAAAGAUACGGAGUACAUCGUGAAACCGGCGACGGAGACGUUAGAGAAAGCGUGUAGGUUGAUCGCCGAGCAGAGAGGUGUUUGGUACACGUACCACCAAAAAUACGCGACGAACAGGUACGGACAGUUACAGUUUAUCGGUAUGGCUGUGGGCGGGUUUGUGUUUUUAAUGGGGUCGAUUUAUUUAGGCAUCAUGAAAAAGAACGCCAUCCCGACCGAUUUGAUACAGGCCGUACAGUUCGCGCAGUCCGGAGUUUCCGCCAGAAAAGAUGGGACCGUAAACGUCACUUUAGAAGAUAUUGGUGGUUUGGAGAAUAUUAAAGAGGAUUUGGACGAGAUUAUUCGGUUUUUGAAGGAUCCGACGACGUUUACGAAGGUUGGCGCGAAACCGCCGAAAGGGAUUUUGAUGGAAGGUGGACCUGGGGUUGGCAAGACGUUGCUCGCAAAAGCAAUCGCGGGUGAAGCAAAAGUGCCGUUUUACAGCAUGGCUGGUUCAGAAUUUGUGGAAAUUAUCGUCGGCGUUGGCGCGGCGAGAGUGAGAGAUUUGUUCAAACGCGCGCGCCUGAACGCGCCGUGCUUGAUUUUCGUAGAUGAAAUCGACGCUUUAGGUACCGCGCGGGCGAGCGCCGGAACGCGAGGAACAGAAGAACACGAGCAAACGUUGAACCAGUUGUUGACGGAGAUGGAUGGUUUCACGCCGGAUACCGGAGUUGUUUUUAUCGGCGCGACAAACAGAGCGGAUUUGUUAGAUCCGGCGUUGUUAAGGCCCGGGAGAUUCGAUCGUAAGAUUGAAGUGAACAAACCGAACGUGGACGCGAGGCAAAAAAUCUUGCAAAUUCACCUGUCAAAACGAAACGUGAAUCCAGACAUCGAUACCGCGAGAUUGGCGAGAAAUUUACCGGGAAUGACGGGCGCGGAAAUUGCGUCGGUGGUGAAUGAAGCCGCGGUUCACUGCGUGCGACGAGAAGGCUCGCAAAUCGAAGAGGAAGAUGUUAUGUACGGAUCAGAUCGCGUUUUAUACGGCGUGAGAGGCAAGGCGCACGACAAAGAUGAGCUUUUAACGAAACUGAUCGCCUGUCACGAAGUUGGACGCGCGGUGGUUCAGGAAACGUUGAGGAAAGAAACGAAAUUGUUGGAGCCGUGCGAGUUCAUUUCGAUCGUUCCGAGAGGCUUUCAAGCGGCGACGACGUUAUUUUCUCGAUUCGACGAUAACGAGUACAUGUAUCCUACGCGAGAACGCUUGAUGGAACGCGUGGAAGUCUUAACCGCCGGAGUUGAAGCUGAAAAAUUGGUGUACGAUGAAGUAUCUUCCUACGGCACCGAUUACGGUAAAGAAGCGAUCGACUUGUUGCGAAACGUUGUGAUCAACCAAGGCUUGGGACAGCCCGGGAUGUUGACCGCGUACACGCACGACCCGACCGCUUUGAGCGGGUACGACUUGAAAACCGAACGCAUGCGAUCGACUAUUUCCGCCAACGGUGAGAACGUGGACGUGGAAGAAAAUAAAAUUUUAGCCGGCAACAUGAGAGUGACGGACAAAGGGCAUUUACAAUACGCCGAACGCAAAAUCUUUCAAAUCAUGAAAGAGGCGCGAGAAAACUCAAAGUCCAUUUUGACCGCGUACAAAGCCGCGGUUAAGAAAGCGACGGAAGAAUUAGUAGCGAAUGAAACGUUAUCUGGCGAUCGAUUACGGCAAAUUCUCGAAGAGUAUCCUCCGGCGGGCGAUUACGCGAAGACGGGUCCAGACACGCCGUGUAAGAUUUUGCCGACGGAAGAGGAGGAAAUGCGAAACGGCUGGCGAAACGAACCGGAUCCUUUGAAAAAAUUUGAAUAUUUGAAACAGUUCUACGGCGAUAUUAGUCUCGACCCGCCCGGACCGAUGAAAGAUCGCCGAACGAAAGAAGAUAACGCUGGUUUGCUUUCGUUUCAAGAACACACUUGGAAGUACUGCGUGGAGAAAGUGUUGCCGAAAAAAGGGCGAAGACAAGGCGUGCACUGGGAACCAUGGACCGUCGCGGCUAUGAAGAUGAACGAAAGAGAAAAUCCAGGUUGGCGAGCGAUGGAAAUCGCGAGGUUGUGGAAAGAACACGAGGCGUACCUGUUGCCAAAGAUGCAAAAAGUUGUACAAGAGUUGAACGAGAAGCGCGACGGCGGAGAGAAAUUGACGCGCGAAGAAGAGCGCAAAUUGAUCGUGCUUCCAGAACAGAUCGCAGAAAUCGAAGGUAGGAUUGAAAAUGGCUAUCCCGAAGGUGCUGGCUUAGGCGUCAUGGAUUUGAAAAUUCCGGAUAAGUUUGUCUUCAACAUUCAAGAACGCAUGGUGAAGGAGAAGCAGCGACGGUGGUACAAAGAUAACGUGCACCCGAUGCUUGAGAAUAUGGAUUUGGACAUAUUCGCAGAAGACGAUUUGCGCACGGCUUAUAGGAAGAAAGAGGCGAUGCUAUACGGCGCCGUAUAA
Bathycoccus prasinos is the source of this 3036-nucleotide messenger RNA. Its product is annotated as ATP-dependent metalloprotease FtsH. The coding region runs from base 1 to 3036 and encodes 1011 amino acids. Gene Ontology annotation, molecular function: ATP hydrolysis activity; metalloendopeptidase activity; ATP-dependent peptidase activity. Gene Ontology annotation, cellular component: chloroplast thylakoid. The transcript is spliced from 2 exons. NCBI's taxonomy places the organism in Eukaryota, Viridiplantae, Chlorophyta, Mamiellophyceae, Mamiellales, Bathycoccaceae. The record is from RefSeq and is a predicted model, not a curated record. Gene Ontology annotation, biological process: proteolysis.